Molecule: messenger RNA, 2390 nt
Organism: Didymodactylos carnosus
Lineage: Eukaryota; Metazoa; Rotifera; Eurotatoria; Philodinida; Philodinidae
Source: the annotation of a GenBank genome assembly
AUGAAUUCAAAUUCAUUAUCAUCGACUUGUCGAAUUCUCUUAAAUGCUACUUGGAAAAAUAGUGGUGUAAUUCAUUUUUCAAAUGCUGGCAAGCCACCGUCGUCUCUAAGCAAUCCAUUAGAUUUAUUUUUAGAUAAUAAGAAUAAUUACAUUUACAUUGUUGGUAUCAACAAUAGUCGAAUUCAACGAUUCGCACGUGAAAAUAAUCGCUCAAUAGAAACUGUUGCUAAAUUAGGUGUGCAUUUACCACAAAGUAUAUGGGUUGGGAGUAAUUCAGAUGCGGAUUUAAAUAUCUACAUAUCUUAUAAUCUCGUUGUUCGAAAAUGGUUUGCACCAGACUACUCAUAUCGCAUCGUCGUACCUGGUCAAUGGAAAAAUUCUGUUGAUAAUUCGAUUGGACCCAUUGGUACAAAGGUGGUAUUGAAAAAUAGACAUAUGGUUCUUGGAAUGCUACCGUUCUUCUCUCAAAUUUACCUGGUUGUUAUGAUCUGCCAUUCCUGGCAGCUCAUAAAACUAUGUUCUCUUCUUCUUUUCCUUUCUUUCUGUUCAUUUCGUUCGUGACUCAUUGUGUUCUUGUACUAUCCUUACGUAAUCCUGUUCUUGCGCAACACUUGUUUCAUCCUUUCUUUUCUGUUUUGCAGUUGUUUUCCGAACUCUUUCUGUUGCGCAACUCCUGCGCAACUCUUGGACAACUGUUGCUUCUUUCUUGUACUAUAUAUAGCCGUUCACUGUAUGCAAAUAAAUAUGAGAAGUGAGUGAGUAGAACCUCACACUGGCGCAAAGACAAUGAUCUUCAAUUGUAAUAUAAAUAUUUAUUGUGUUACUACAGAUCAACAGGGGCUAUAUCAAUUUAAUCCACUAACACAAAAACUGAACUGCUGCAAGAAAUAAUUUAGAUAAUCCAUCUGCAAUUAAAUUCGAUAGAGAUGGAAAUCUCUAUGUUCUUGAACGCAAGCAAAAUCAAUUAAAAAAAUUUUCAGUUAUUCCAAAUGAGUAGUUGAAUCAUCAAGUCCCUUUUUCCGAAGAUGUUUUUUCUAUUUCAUAACGUAAAGCGUGAAAAAAUAUUGUUAAAGCUGUAAAAAGAAUUUUUAAAAAUGAAAUCAAAAAUUCUAGAAAAAAGAGAUAACCACCAUACACUUUUGAGGUUCCCGGACUUCAGAUUUUGUCGAUAGGUAGGUCCCUGCAGAUUGUCAGUAGCGCCCAAACCAUGGUAGAUGGAGACUUGGGACUUGCGGUAUGUCGUAGAGUGACAUAUGUCAUAUAUUCACAUUGUUUAAAGCAGUACUUUGCUAUGUUUGCAGAAAAACUGGACACAGUGCAAAUUAUUGUUUCCAACAAAGAGGCAACUCUCAGCUUAGCAUUAUAAGAACUUAAGCUUAAAUUAACAUUAAAGUAAGGCGUUUUUCCAUACUGACUUUUAAAAAGUAAAUGGUGAUCGAGCACAUUAACAUUACUACGUAUGAGAAAACUACCGAAAUCAGAGAAGAAAAGAUAAUCCAGUAUAAUGUAAACUCAUUUUAUCGUUCAUGUAUACUUUCCUCAAAAGGUAAAUUUACACGUGUCUGAGAGGUCAUAUUUUCGCUCUAAUGUAAAUAGAAACCAGUCUUCAAUGUCAGUAUAGGCGAAUAUCUAUAUUUUAUUGUAAGUUCACACUAAACGAAAAUUAUUAAGAAUUUAGUUUGAAUUAAUAUUAAAGCAAGGUGUUCUUUCGUGCUGACUUUUACAGUAAAAAUGUCGAUAGAGCAGAUUAACAUUAAUACAAAGAAUAAAACUACCAAAAAGACAAAGUGGGUAGUAUUAACUUAGGUUAUAAUGAAAAAAUAACCGAAGAUAAUGUUAAUUUACCUUACACUUUUUACAGUGUAUAGGAUCGUCGCUGAAAGCAGUUAUUUCUUGACUAUUGACAAUACAAAUAAGUUUCGUCCAUAAUAACACAACCUCUCGACUGCCCAUUGAACAGAAGUGUUUUGGUUACUUCAGUAGUGUGCCGAUCGAUUAUCUGUUUUCUGCUGAUAUGAUUGAGACCGAUGUUAUCCGGAACGAAUUCUUUCAUGAGUGCUUCUCGAACUUGACGAAGGAUAUGUGAUACUUUUUGUUUGUUUUUCAAGAUGAAAAUAGAAGACAGCACGGCGUGGCUGAUCCCUAAUCUCAUCUUGCAUAAAAAUACGGCCAGAGCAGUACGAACAGAGCGAAUCUUAGAGUUUCGAAGACCUGGAAUUCUGGAUAGUAAAUCAUCAAAAUCACCUUGAAUAAAGAGAAGUAUUUGCGUACUAGAAUCAUGCUAUCCAUCUCUAAUCAUACUGACUUUUCUUUAAACUUGUUAGAUUGUAAUAAGCAGUAUCACUCAAAAUCAAGUGCGUUCUUUUGCAUCACGGCUGAAACUUUGCGAA